CGGCGGGAGCGGCGGCGGCGGAGCUGCUGCUGCUGCUGCGCGACGGAGGGGCCCGACCCGCAGCCCGGUCCCCGCAGCCCGGUGCCCGCAGCCCUGUCCCGCGGCCCCCUCAGCGCCCCCCAUCGCCACCGGCCCCGCGCCCGGCUCUCCGCGGCGCAGGAAGGGGGGAAGGAAGGGAAGGAACCGCUCGCCGCGCAGCUGCACCCCCCCCCACCCCCUCACCCCUCCUCCUCCUCCUCCCGCCUCACACCGACCAUGUCGCGGCCGCUCCCGCUGAACCCCCCGUUCCUGCCGCCCACCUACGGCGUGCUGAAGUCGCUGCUGGAAAACCCGCUCAAGCUGCCGCUCGCUCACGAAGACGCAUUCGGUAAAGAAAAAGACAAAGAGAAGAAGUUAGAUGAUGACAGCACCGGUACCACAGUCCCUCAGUCAGCUUUCUUGGGCCCAACAUUAUGGGACAAGACACUGCCAUACGAUGGAGACACUUUCCAGUUGGAAUACAUGGACCUGGAAGAAUUCCUCUCAGAAAAUGGCAUUCCACCCAGCCCAAACCAGCAUGAGCCUAGCCCACACCAGUCAGGUCUCCAGCAAGCUACCUCAGCAUCACCUUCUGUCAUGGACCUCAGCAGCAGGGCUUCUACUUCAGUCCAUCCAGGCAUGGUGUCGCAGAACUGCAUGCAGAGCCCGGUCAGACCAGGUCAGAUCUUGCCAGCAAACCGAAACACACCGAGUCCCAUCGAUCCUGAGACUAUCCAAGUCCCUGUCGGCUACGAACCCGACCCUGCAGAUCUUGCUCUUUCCAGUAUUCCUGGCCAGGAGAUGUUUGAUCCUCGUAAGCGCAAGUUCUCUGAAGAGGAACUGAAGCCCCAGCCCAUGAUUAAGAAAGCUCGCAAAGUCUUCAUCCCAGAUGACCUGAAGGAUGACAAAUACUGGGCAAGGCGCAGAAAGAACAACAUGGCAGCGAAGCGCUCGCGGGACGCGCGGCGGCUGAAGGAGAACCAGAUCGCCAUCCGCGCCUCCUUCCUGGAGAAGGAGAACUCGGCGCUGCGCCAGGAGGUGGCCGACCUGCGGAAAGAGCUGGGCAAGUGCAAGAAUGUCCUGGCCAAGUAUGAAGCUCGACACGGCCCCCUGUUGGCAUUUGACUAGAUGGACAAUGUGUUUCCUGUUUGAUAGCACCACGCCCAAACCAACCUUUCUGUCUUCAGCACUUUACCAGAAGCAGAAACAAAACUGACUUAACGUUGGUUUUCUGUUUUGUUUUGGUUUUUUUUUGUUUUGUUUUGUUUGCGUGUGCGUGUCCCCGCGCGUGUGUGCGUGUGUGUGUGUGCACAUGUGUGUUCCCAGGUCUGUGUCCGUGGGUGUGCCUGUGUGUGUGGGUGUGCACGCAUCUCAGCACUUCCCAUUUUUAUGAACCCUCUUCAAAGGGUGCCACAUUUUUACCUGGACUGUUGAGAAACCACCGUAGUAAGCUUUUUAUUAUCUUUUUUUUUUUUCAGUGCUGCUUCAGAGUAGGGUUUUUACGUUCUUGUAAUCAGUUCCAUCCUCCUGAUUUUACUUGGAAAGAUCCCAGUAUAAAUUACUUAAAAAAAAAAAAAAGGAAAAAAAAAGAAAAAAAAGAAAAAAAAAGUAGAUCUCAGUUUUUUUUCGAGAGUAACAAGCUAUCGUUUUACGUCUGUCUAAUCAGAAAAGUUAACAUGCUAAUAAAGUGCACAAAUAAUAAUUUAGUACUACACUGCAGAACUAUUAAUUUAUAGAUCGCUUUCGUUGUAUUUUAAGUUUUUUGGUGAUAAAAUUGUCUUCAGAUUUUAAAGUGCUAUUAGACUGAGUUAGCUGUACUCAUUAUAGAUCCCAUAAUGGCUUCUCUGUAGCUACUUUAAGGUUCCUUUUUCUCUCCACGGACCCCAGGUAGGUAGGUAGGAGUGUGUGAUAGAGCACAGAGUUUGUACCUUGCACUGCCUGUACCUGAAGCAAUAAUCCUGUCGUGCGCUCGCGUGCAUGCUGCCCGGAUGUUCCCACUGGAAGUAGGACGGUUCCCUACCCAACAGGAGUUUUCAUGUCUUUGCCAGCGAGUUCCAAAAGUCAGAGACACGUUCCCGUGAGCAUGCUGAGCGUGUCCCUGCCGGGGGGGAGCGCAUGUGGAAGGAGCAGGAGAAUUAGUUGAAAUGAGAACAAAACUCGUAGAAUCAAAUCAGAUCCGAUGUCGAAAUCAGAGGGGCUUUUCUGUUUUCAGUUAGUUAUUCCAUUUUGUGAUUAAAAGUUAAAUAAAUACCUAAAUUCAGUUGGUUUUUUCCCCCCCACUCCCAUGUUUUGUAAUAUAUUUUCUGUGGAUUAUAUCUUGCUGUUUUAAAAAUCACUUUUAUUCAGUUAGAAGAAGUCACUGGUUUGCAAAGCCCAUUUUUUCCUAGUGAUUGUUGUUUUGAGUGUGACAUGAACUGAUGGUUCUGAACUUUAUUGUUUUAAACUCUCUGCUUUUGAACAUGUAUGUUCUAAUAUAAAGUGGACUUCUGAAAAAUGAAUGUAAGAGACACUGGUGUAUUUCAGAGGGGGAUGGUGUUGUCAUAUACUGUGGUUAAUCCAAUCAAUCUAAGUGUUUACUCUAGACCAAAAGGAUAGAUAUUAUAAAAUGUAUAAAGUUUAUACAGAAUAAUUAUAGUAUGUUCGUUUUGUACAGUAUUUUUCAAGUACAAAUACUGACAAUGUAUUUUGAAAGACAUAUAUAUAGCAAAAAGAAAAAGCUAUUCCAUGUUUAAAAUAUAUAGCAAAGAUAUAUAUUCUCCAUUAUUGUACAGAAAGGAAAUGCUUAGGGGUUUGUUGGUUGUUGUUUUUUUCUUUUCUUUUUUUUUUUUUUAAAUCUUUUCAUAUUUUAAGCCUACCACUGGCACACCGGCAUGUUCUGUGCUUUAAAUUAAAUUUUUAUGGAAGUAAUAUGGAUUUCCAGGAUGUUCCAUAUUACUGAAAAGGAGAGACUUUAGUAUUUUCCAUCAGAAACACAUCACGAAACUGUUUAACAGGGACAAAGCACAACAUGGAUUUUAGUCAACUAUUGAUUGGACAAUACAAUAUUUUGUAAUGGCAGGAAAAUAACAUACAACACAAAACCACUCACAGGCACUUCUGAUCUGCUGCUGCUGCUACAAUCUGUUUCCAGCUGAAUACAUUUUUUUUUAUAAAUAGCUCGGAUCCUGUACACACUUUGUGUACUGCACACAGUUAGUAACACGUGAGGAAAAUACGGUGCUACAUGUCUUGCUCACAGUUUUCUAAGUGUUCUGGCAUUAUUCUCCAAUACAAAGGUUGUUCAUUCCAUGAAAUCAUUUUUCAUGCUUCAGGAGACGGCGACAAAGAACUCAGCAUUUUGGUCAGCAUUAAAAAUCCCCUCGCAUGAAUGGCACUUUUCCAGUAUUUUUCCACAAACACACCUGGCUUGUCAGUGUCCCUUGACAUGUAGGACUUGCCUGUGGACCAUUUAUUGGGUAAACUGAAUUUCCACGUGCUGCAGCAAACUUUGAAGCGCAGUGAGUUAUUCCCUAGAGGUCAGUAUGAGGCAGUGGAUGCUGGGGAGACACAGGAGUGUGUGGCACAGGGCUCAGAGCUGCUGUGGCCACGUGGCAGCAGCACAGCAAACUGCAGCAGCCCCAAUCCCCCCACGAGGGGUGUUUUUGGGGUGCCCCAGGAGCAGGAAUGAGGUGCCAUUGGUGGGGGGGUGGGUUGUGAACACAAACCUUUCUAUGACACGUAAAAGGCAGCUUGGGAUUAAAAAAAAAAAGUGACAGAGAAUUCUUUUGUUUCUUUGGGCAGGGAAGGGGUGGGAGAUGGUUUUUGUAGGCUGGAUGUUAUGUUAUGGCCACAGAGGAGCACAGAGGUUUCCAGCAGCUGCCUGGUCCAGCGGUCCCAGAACUGCUCCGGUGCCUCCUCACCCCUUGGGAGGACAGGAGGGACUGGGAAUGUGCACAGGCUGCAGCUUCUCCUUUGGGGUGAGGACUUUCCAAGGAGCCUGAGGGAUUUAGGCACUCCCCGUUUGCUGUGGGAGUGAGGUACCUUGGCUGCUCUGAAAAGCUCAUUUGUAAAAAAAAAAUAGCACUUAAAAAAAAAAAGGCAAAAUAUGUGGGCCGAUAUCUGGAAAAACCCCAAGUUCUCUAGCCAGGUUGUCUCCCCAAAAUAAUAAAUAAAUGGAAGUUCAGCUCAUUUUCAGUUCCCAAGGUCAGCUCAGCUGGGCUCAUCACACCUCUGAUGGCUUUGUUGCUCAUGAAGGAGCUUGUAGGUAUAAGAGAUUGUAAUUUUAUAAAAAUAGAAAUAUAUAUAUUUGCAGAAUAAUUAAUAGCUUAUCUAAAUAAUUCACUGACCUCUAUUAAACUUAUAAGCAUUGGUAAAAUGCUUGUCUUCUCUUUUGUUUUUUGCUGACACUUAGAAGUGAAUUUUUUUCUUUUUAAAAAAGAAUGCCCUCUAGAAACCAGUGGGACUGGAGAUGGAUUUGUGAUCCGAGCACCUUGGGGCUCUCCGUGGGAAAGCCCGUGGCAGAGAAGGCGGGGGGGGUAUUUCUUUUUCUGUUUUGAAUGGUGCUGAAGUCACUAAACCCAAGCACCAUGGAAAUAAAGUUCUGACUUGAAUCCACAAAAGCAAGAAAUUCAAACUGCGGGGCAGGAGCCCGAGUGAGGCUCCGAGCUGGACUCGCUCCCUGUGCCCACAGGGGUGGGAUCAGCUCACACCCCUCACCCUUGAAUGUCUUGCCUCUGUGGGUUUGUAAUACCCCCAAUUAUUGCUUUAAAACUAUUUUUGCAUGUAAUUUACGAUAGAGAUGUGCAGUUUAUUUUUAUUUUGUCGACUUCUUUUUUUAUGUGAAGAGAUUAAAAAAAAAAAUAUAUUAAAACUUACAAGUGAUCAACCAUCGUAUUUCUGGCAACACCACAAGACAGCAUUAAAUACAAGUUUAACAAAUAGAUCAAAUUACCUGUAUGACAAGAAGUGGAUUGCAUCCUGUAUGCUGUUCAGCCCAAAUAUUUUUUUUCGUCUGUUAUUCUUAAUGUUUAAUAAACUUUUAAAUUUUUCUUCUCUCA
Molecule: messenger RNA, 5054 nt
Organism: Neopelma chrysocephalum (saffron-crested tyrant-manakin)
Lineage: Eukaryota; Metazoa; Chordata; Aves; Passeriformes; Pipridae
Gene: HLF
Product: HLF, PAR bZIP transcription factor
Exons: 5
Coding region: 256-1146 (296 amino acids)
Biological process (GO): regulation of transcription by RNA polymerase II
Cellular component (GO): nucleus
Molecular function (GO): RNA polymerase II cis-regulatory region sequence-specific DNA binding; DNA-binding transcription factor activity, RNA polymerase II-specific
Source: RefSeq, a predicted model, not a curated record